UAUACCUAAUCUUAUAUCUCCUGGGUUUGGCACCAUCAUUAUUGUUUAUUCUUAUUCUCUAAAAGCAGAAUCUUCUGAUGGCUCCCUUAGGUGAAGUUGGGAACUAUUUCGGUGUGCAGGAUGCAGUACCCUUUGGGAAUGUGCCCGUUUUGCCGGUGGAUAGUCCGGUUUUGUUAAGUGACCACCUGGGUCAGUCUGAGGCAGGUGGGCUACCCAGGGGGCCUGCAGUCACGGACUUGGACCAUUUAAAGGGGAUCCUCAGGCGGAGGCAGCUAUACUGCAGGACUGGAUUUCAUUUAGAAAUCUUCCCCAAUGGUACUAUCCAGGGAACCAGGCAAGACCACAGCAGAUUUGGUAUACUGGAAUUUAUCAGUAUAGCAGUGGGCCUGGUCAGCAUUCGAGGAGUUGACAGUGGACUCUACCUUGGGAUGAAUGAGAAAGGAGAACUGUAUGGCUCGGAAAAAUUAACCCAGGAGUGUGUAUUCAGAGAGCAGUUUGAAGAAAACUGGUAUAACACAUAUUCAUCAAAUCUAUAUAAACACGUGGACACUGGAAGACGAUACUACGUUGCGUUAAAUAAAGAUGGGACUCCAAGAGAAGGGACUAGGACUAAACGGCAUCAAAAAUUUACACAUUUUUUACCUAGACCAGUGGACCCUGAGAAAGUACCUGAACUAUAUAAGGAUAUUUUAAGCCAAAGUUGACAAAGACAGUUCCUUCACUUGAGCCCUUAAAAAGUAACCACUAUAAAGGUUUCAUACGGUGGGUUCUUAUUGAUUAGCUGUGUCAUCACAUCAGCUCCACUGUUGCCAAACUUUGUCGCAUGCAUAAUGUAUGAUGGAGGCUUGGAGGGAACAUGCUGAUUUUGUUCUGCACUUAAAGGUUUG
Molecule: messenger RNA, 887 nt
Organism: Rhea pennata
Lineage: Eukaryota; Metazoa; Chordata; Aves; Rheiformes; Rheidae
Gene: FGF9
Product: fibroblast growth factor 9
Exons: 3
Coding region: 78-704 (208 amino acids)
Biological process (GO): animal organ morphogenesis; positive regulation of epithelial cell proliferation; positive regulation of protein phosphorylation
Cellular component (GO): cytoplasm
Molecular function (GO): fibroblast growth factor receptor binding; growth factor activity
Source: RefSeq, a predicted model, not a curated record